Symbiodinium sp. CCMP2592 is the source of this 1230-nucleotide messenger RNA. The record is from the annotation of a GenBank genome assembly. NCBI's taxonomy places the organism in Eukaryota, Dinophyceae, Suessiales, Symbiodiniaceae.
AUGGUGCUGCUUAGCUGGUUCAAGCUUCUCGGUGGCCCAGGUCGGCCACCUGAGAUAUUGUGCCUAGGUCGGCACAUUUGCUGUCCUGCGGUGCCCUUGGCCACGCUCCCAGCAUGUGCACUCUUCGUGUCUCAGGCAUCUCCGCAUUGGCUGUCCUUGCUUUGUCUGUUCUCCUGCUCAUACAGCAGUAGUCAGCUUGAGGUUAAUGGCCUGGGUCGGCCAUUGCCUAGUGCCCAGGUCGGCACGUUGUCACGCAUGGCUGUGAAGCUUGAACUUCCUGGCGAUAUUUACUAUGAUGCUCUGGAAAGCUAUAUGCUCACUGCACAGCUUACUGAGCUCAUGCGAUGGCAGCAAGCAGUGAUACCGGCCGCACUCAGUCUGACAGCCAGGAAUGAUAUCUUUCGGUACGCGCGUACUCUGCUUCGGCCCGAGCUAUACCAGCUCUUCUCGCGCUACUCUGAGCAGUACUCGCGCCUGGUGCCAUGUCCGAUGCCUGCUGUUUUGCCUCCGCCAGAUGACCUCGCCAGUGAAAGGCCCAGCCUAGCGGAACAGCAUGCUUGGAUGCACCUUCAGACUGGUGGUGGCUCGCUUUGGGAAGCUGUGCGACAAACAGUGGCCUUACUUGAUUUCGAGGCUCCAAGGCAGGUCAUGAUGAAACAGCAUCGUCAGGCCAGGAGCUUUCAUCUUGGAGUCUGUGCACGCGGACCUUUGAUUGGCAUUUGCAAGGCAACGCCGCUACACCACAACGUGUGCCGUCUGCUUACAUGUCUGGUCAAGCAUGUACAUCCCGAGCACAGCUUUACAAGCCUGGCUGUCAACGUCAACUAUUUCGCUCCGCCACACAAGGAUACCCAAAAUGGUCCGCAACACAACCUUAUCAUCAGCCUCAGCCAGCAGGACCAUGGAGGCCUUUGGGUUGAGGAUCCGCAGGGCAAGAUCUACUUGGAGCAUCAAGGCGAGCUUCGACGUGGCGAGCACUUUUCUCUGCUUGACCAUGCCCUGCUUUUUCCGGCUCAUCGCAAUCUGCAUGCCAGUUAUCCGGAGAGGUCGGCUCCUUUAGCAUCCGAACUUGAUCGGUUUACGCUGAUUGCGUACACAGUUCGCAAUUGGACGAGCUUGCGGGCACCCAUGCGCACGCGCCUGCAAGCGGUUGGCUUCGACCUGCCAGAGGAUGAUGGCCCCAGCCAAAGCAGUUUGCCUCCCAUGCUCCUGCCCACGGUUCUGAUCUGA